Messenger RNA from Spinacia oleracea (spinach), 412 nucleotides. RefSeq lists its product as uncharacterized. The record is from RefSeq and is a predicted model, not a curated record. The coding region runs from base 5 to 310 and encodes 101 amino acids. NCBI's taxonomy places the organism in Eukaryota, Viridiplantae, Streptophyta, Magnoliopsida, Caryophyllales, Amaranthaceae. The transcript has 3 exons.
UGCAAUGGACACCAUGUUCGAGGUGAAUGUACCUGGAUACCAGGCAAGGACAAUGAGCAAUUGGUGUACUGAGGUCAUCAACAUAGCAGGCAAUGUGGACAAUAAGUCGUGCGGGGUUAUAAUGUUAAGCUGCAUGAAGGCAUGUGCGCCUCGGUUCGUGGCACAAUAUGAAGUGCAUGAUUUGGUGAAAUUAAGAACGACGUUAAUGCUUGACGACUUGCUGUCGGAAUACAAUGACGUCAGUUACGCCAUGCUUGAAGCAAUGCUGCCUCGAGCUAGGAUAAGGGGGGGUAGUGAUGGUUUGCCCUAAACUGGUUCUUGGAUGAUUCAUAGUAUUUAUAAUUUGCAGGAUAAUGUGGGUGUUGGAUAAUUUUGUGAUCAUAGUUGUUGGAUAAAUUGUUAUUAAUUUGUA